AUGAAGGUGGACAUGGCACAGAGGCUCUGCCCGUGCCCUCCGGAUGUGGGGAUCGCGGUGCUGAUCCUGCUCCUCUGCUCAGGUGUUUAUGAGAUGUCCAGGAUCCUCUACUCGGAAAUAACAGUGCCAAGGAAGCUGCAGCCAAGGGAUGGGGCGCUCGAAAAGGAGGACAUGUCGUAUUUGAUAACAGCAGAAGGAAACCGCCACAUUGUCCACCUCGUGCAAACRAAAAAUUUGAUAGCCAAGGAUCUCCCGGUUUAUACUUACACUCAAGAGGGAGACCUGAUAACUGAAUAUCCAUACAUUCAGGAGGACUGCUACUACGAGGGCACAGUUGAAGACUCCCCGGGGUCCCUCGCCUACCUCAGCACGUGCUUCGGCAUCAGUGGUGUCUUGCAAAUUGGGGACUUGCUGUAUGAAAUCGAGCCCAUUGAAAACUCCUCUUCGUUCCAACAUCUCAUUUAUCGGAAGGCCCCAGAGAGCGACCCACCUCCUCUGUGCCAAGUGGCUGACAGCAGCGAAGUGCCUGGAGAUGAGCACCUUUCCACCGGGAGCCGCACGAUAUACUCUAUUGACGAAGUUUCCAGUCUGCACGAGCUGCAGGUGUCCAUCAAAUAUUUGGAACUGGUUCUUAUAACGAACAAGGAGCUGGCAACGCAUCCCAUUCUGGAGACAAUUGGUCAGCACUACAAGGAACUGGGAUACGCCUGGAAAGGGACCAUCUGUCAGAUGAACUCCAUGGGUGUCGUCUCGCUGCAGGCCAGCUCCUUGGUGACUUCAAGCUCUUGCUUUGCCUUCAGCAACUGCACCAUGGGAGAAUAUUAUGAUCAAGUAGUAACCAAGAAUCAACCAUGUCUUCUCAACAUACCAUCUCUGAAGCCAUUUCUUUCUGAUCACUGUGGCAACGGUGUCUUGGAAAAAGAGGAAGAAUGUGACUGUGGCAGGGAUGAGGUCUGCCUCCGCGAAGGUUGCUGCCUCUCCUCUACCUGCUUGCUUGCACAUGGGGCUGACUGCUAUAGAGGAAAGUGUUGUCACAAAUGCCAGUUCCAGCCAGCGGGGAAAUUAUGUAGGGACACCAGGAAUGCGUGCGACCUUCCCGAGUACUGUAACGGGACUUCUGCCUCCUGCCCCGCGGAUGUGUUCAAGCAAGACGGAACCCCGUGUGGUGACAACGACCGCUGCUACGAAGGGGACUGCCGCAACCACGAGAGGCAGUGCAAGGCUUUGUUUGGCAAAGCUGCCCACCGCGCUCCGCUGAGCUGCUUCAGGGAAGUGAAUGUUCGAGGCGACCGAUGUGGCAACUGYGGCUGGAACGGGACCUAUUACACUAAGUGUCUAGAAGAGAACAUCCUAUGUGGAAGAGUGCAGUGUGUUAACAUCAAAAGAAUCCCGGUGAGGAAGGACGGCGACACCGUGGUUCAGAGUACCGUGAACAACAUCUUAUGUUGGGGCCUGGAAUUUCACCACGCUCCAGACACCCCUGAUGAAGGAUCGGUGAAAGACGGCACCUCGUGUGGUAGAAACAAGGUAUGUUUGAACAGGACAUGUGUCAGCGCAAUGUAUCUCAACUAUGACUGUACGGAUAAAAAAUGCAGCGGCAGAGGGGUGUGCAACAAUAAGAGGAAUUGUCACUGUGAUUUUGGGUGGGCGCCUCCGGACUGCAAACUGGAAGGCUUUGGAGGCAGCAUUGACAGUGGGCCUCCUCCUUCUCUUCUCCUGGAAGGAGUUGCAAGGAAUUUGGGGAAAACCUUCGGAGCGCUUUUUUUAUUCUUCCUGCUUGCGGCUGUUUUGCUGUACAACAGGGCCAAGAUCUCGCGGAUGUUUCAAAGAUGUCGAYUUAGAAGAAAGAGACAAGACAGUAAAACUCCUCCGCGGAAGCAAGUAAGUGAUGCCCUUCCACUGUCAACUUAG
This is a messenger RNA of Nothoprocta perdicaria, 1911 nucleotides long. Its product is annotated as disintegrin and metalloproteinase domain-containing protein 29-like. The record is from RefSeq and is a predicted model, not a curated record. Gene Ontology annotation, molecular function: metalloendopeptidase activity. The transcript is spliced from 19 exons. The coding region runs from base 1 to 1911 and encodes 636 amino acids. Gene Ontology annotation, biological process: male gonad development; proteolysis. NCBI's taxonomy places the organism in Eukaryota, Metazoa, Chordata, Aves, Tinamiformes, Tinamidae. Gene Ontology annotation, cellular component: plasma membrane; external side of plasma membrane; sperm head plasma membrane.